AAAAAUUUCAGUGACCGUUCAAACUUUUUUCGUCAUGAGAGAAUUCAUACUGGUGAGAAACCUUAUAAGUGUGAUGACUGUGGAAAAGCAUUUGUCCAAAGUUCAUCUCUUACUGAACAUCAGAGAACUCAUACUGGAGAAAAACCCUAUAAAUGUAAAGUUUGUGGAAAAGCAUUCACUGUAAAUUCAUCACUUGUUCAACAUCUGAGAAUUCGUACUGGGGAGAAACCUUAUAAAUGUAAUGAAUGUGGGAAAGCCUUCAGUGACUACUCAUCCUUUAUUCAACAUCAAAGAAUUCACAGUGGAGAGAAACCCUAUGAAUGUAUUAACUGUUGGAAGUCCUUCACUGAUAUCUCAACUCUUACACAACAUCAGAGAAUUCACACUGGAGUGAAACCCUAUAAGUGUAAUGAUUGUGGGAAGGCAUUUAGACGAAGUACACACCUUACCCAACACCAGAGGACUCAUACUGGGGAAAAGCCUUAUAACUGUAAUGAAUGUGGAAAAGCAUUCAGUGCCCACUCAACCUUUACACAACACCAAAGGAUUCACACUGGAGAAAAACCCUAUACAUGCAGUGAAUGUGGGAAGGGCUUCCCUGAAAACUCAUCCCUUAUUAAACAUCAUCGAAUUCAUACUGGAGAGAAACCUUAUGAAUGUUGUGAAUGUGGUAAAGCUUUUAGCCAGAGCACUCAUCUUAUUCAACAUCAGAGACGUCAUACUGGAGAGAAACACUUUAAAUGUGAUAAAUGUGGAAAAGCGUUUGGUAACAGUUCAAUCCUGAUCAGACAUCAGCAGUUUCACACUUUAGAGUCAUCCUAAUGAUACUACAGUUUUGUGGACUACUUCAUCCUUUCAUGAGCCACUCUUACUUUUUGGUCAUAUGUCUCUUACCCAUGCCACCCACUCUUGCUUACAAUUAGAAUUUCUAGGAAUGUUGUAUUCCUGGGGUAAAGUAAAACAUUACAUAAUAUUUUAAAUUUAAGUUUCCCAUACUGACGCUGUUUUGUUAGGUGCAUAGAGAUUUAGAUUGUUAUGUGUUCUUGGAGAAUUGGCCCUUUUUUCAUACUUUAAUGCCCCUUCUUAUCCCGUAGUAUCCUCCCUGUUCUGAAGUCUGCUCUGUCUGAAAUUAAUAAAAGUUACGUCAGCUUACUUUUGAUUAGUGUUAGCAUGACAUAUCUUUCUCCCAUCUCUUUACUUUUAACAUAAUGUUUGUUACUGUUUUCUAUUCUUUGUGUUUUUGUUUCCUUUCUUCCAUCUUUUUCUACCU
Molecule: messenger RNA, 1270 nt
Organism: Globicephala melas (long-finned pilot whale)
Lineage: Eukaryota; Metazoa; Chordata; Mammalia; Artiodactyla; Delphinidae
Product: zinc finger protein 135-like
Source: RefSeq, a predicted model, not a curated record